AUGUCAGCGUUCCGAAGUGCAUCGUCACGUGAGAGAACCUCUUGGACACUUCAAGCCACUAGAUACCAGGUUCCGUCACAUACACAUCGACCUGGUUGGUCCUUGGUCGGUCAGUUGCAGAUUUACUUAUAUAUUGACCUUCAUCAACCGUUCUCCAGAUGGCCUAAAGCUAUCCUUCUCGUGAACAUUUCCGCGGAAACUGUCUGCAGAGUACUCAUCUCUGGGUGGACAUCUCGCUUCAGAGUACUCUCUAGAAUUACUACUGAUCGUGGACGCCAAUUAGAAGCUUGUCUGUUCCGUGAGCUUUCGAGAUUGCUCGGAGUUCAGCACAUCCGCACCACCAGUUACCAUCCCGUCGCAAAUGGAAUAGUGAAAAGAUUCCACCGACAGCUCGAAGCCGCUAUUUGCACAGUUCCUGACCCUCAUCGUUGGUCCGAGUUUCUCCCCAUUGUUCUGCUAGGGUGCCGCUCAGCUGUCAAUGAGGACUUAGGCUAUUCCUCCGCUGAGUUCCUGUAUGGCACCACCUGCACAAAUGUUGGUGCCUAUCGACUUACCGAAUGUGGACCCCACAUCUUACGUCACGCGACUCUGGUCAUUCUUUGCCGACCUGUCACUAAUGCUUCCUCGUGA
Molecule: messenger RNA, 630 nt
Organism: Octopus sinensis (East Asian common octopus)
Lineage: Eukaryota; Metazoa; Mollusca; Cephalopoda; Octopoda; Octopodidae
Exons: 1
Coding region: 1-630 (209 amino acids)
Biological process (GO): DNA integration
Molecular function (GO): nucleic acid binding
Source: RefSeq, a predicted model, not a curated record